AUGGGGAUCAUCGUACCUAUUGUUGAUGACAGGAAGGCUCGCAACAAUAUCUUGCUUUUUAACCGUCGGACCUACGAUGACGUUCAGGUUCCUAAUCUUUCUGUACUGCUACUGCAUCAAAGCACCCAAUCUACAUGCCUCACAAAACUGGAAGAUUAUGGAUUUGGAGUAGUCAAUUCAAAGGUGAAGAUAAUCCAUGUUACUGGAGUUCUCUGCAACAUUCAAGUCUUUACAAAAGUGAUGCCUUCUCUUUUUGCUCCAAAUUUUGAAGACCUCUUUACAAACACUUCAUACGCAUAUCAAGUCAAAUCUCUAAAACUUGAGAUCCUUUCUUCCAUUGCUACAGAUGAAUCAAUCUCAGUUAUCUUUCAAGAAUUGCAGCGUAGAAAAGAAAAUAGUACUUGUUUGGUGGCACUGGGAACAAAUGAUGGUGAAGUCUUCACCAUUAAUGCCACUUCUGCAGAGUUAAAAUGGAAAUCUUAUGCAUAUUAUCAUAGAUGA
Messenger RNA from Lactuca saligna, 501 nucleotides. The record is from the annotation of a GenBank genome assembly. Lineage: Eukaryota; Viridiplantae; Streptophyta; Magnoliopsida; Asterales; Asteraceae.